Molecule: messenger RNA, 3229 nt
Organism: Penaeus chinensis
Lineage: Eukaryota; Metazoa; Arthropoda; Malacostraca; Decapoda; Penaeidae
Product: leucine-rich repeat extensin-like protein 3
Exons: 4
Coding region: 100-1584 (494 amino acids)
Cellular component (GO): extracellular region
Molecular function (GO): chitin binding
Source: RefSeq, a predicted model, not a curated record
GCUUCGAGUGGGAAGGAGUAUAAAGGUUUAAGAAUGGCGGUGUCUUUUCCAAGUCGAGUUGUCGAUAGUGAACCCUUGUAGAGACAACAAGGGAGAGAGAUGCGGCUGCCGUUAGCGAACCUGUUGGUGGUGAUCGGGUGCGUGGGCUUCAGCUGGGCCCAGAAUGGCUACGGCUACCUCCCCCCCGAAAUUCCCUUCACACAAGGCCCCGGGAACAACAUAAACGUCUUCGUCUCCACCACGCCUCGUCCCCGACCGCCCACGCCCACGACACGCCCACCAACACAGCCUCCGUCGCCGCCUCCUCCUUCUACACCUUCCAGACCUCCGUUUAAUCCUCCGACACAACCGCCCACUCUCCCACCCCGCCCACCCCCAACCCCCACCCGCCCAACAUUCACCCGCCCACCCCCAACCCCCACCCGCCCAUCAUUCACCCGCCCACCCCCAACCCCCACCCGCCCACCCUUCACCCGCCCACCACCUCCACCCUCCACCCGCCCACCACCUCCACCCUCCACCCGCCCACCUCCUCCACGCCCAACCCCGACCCCCGACGACCAUGACCACCACCACCACCACCACCACCACAGCGACGACCCUCUGCAGUGGCUCAGGGAUUCCGUCCCAGGUGAACCAGGCGAAGAUUACCCUAUCUUCGGGUGGCCGAUCAUUCAGACCGCCUUCACCUGCGCGGGCAAGGUUGCGGGUUUCUACGCCGACGUCGAAACGCGCUGCCAGGUGUUCCACGUGUGCAACAUCGACGGCUCGGGCAUCAAGUUCCUCUGCCCCAACGGAACCAUCUUCAACCAGGAACACUUCACGUGCGAGUGGUGGAAUCAGGUCUCCUGUGGCGACGCCGAGUCCUUCUUUAACCUCAAUAACGAGAUCGGUGUCGUUCCUCCUGAGAGUCCCUAUCAGCCCGACCGCCCGCGCCCCGUCCAGCCUCGUCCGCCCGCGCCCACGCCGGGAUCGCCGUCGGUCAAUGUGCCCUUCAUCGCCCAGACGCCUCGGCCGCAGCCUCCACCUCGUCCCGUUCUAACACAGACGCCCCAACCACUCCCCCCACCCACGCCCCGCCCACAGCGCCCUCGUCCUACGCCCCAGCCACCCCGCCCUCAACCCACGUUCAGCCCACAGCCUCCUCGUCCUGCCCAGCCACCCCGCCCUCAACCCACGUUCAGCCCACAGCCUCCUCGUCCUGCCCAGACACCCCGCCCUCAACCAACGUUCAGCCCACAGCCUCCUCGUCCUGCUCAGACACCCCGCCCGCAGCUACCUCGUCCCGUCCAACCUCAGACAUUCCGCCCACAACCCCCGCCGCCUCCCAGCCCACUCCCCUCUCAGACGCCCCGCCCACGCCCACCACCCACGCCCCGCCCACAGCUCCCUCGUCCCGUCCAAACCCCACGCCCGCCCCCACCAUUCCAGCCCCAACCUCCUCCACAGCAGACUUUCCGCCCACGCCCACCUCAGCCCACUACUUACCGCCCGCCCGCCAACCCCGUCACAGGAUACCCCGAUGUGCCAGACCCCCCCAAUGGCCUCUACCUGACCCCCAACUUCGGAAAGAGACUCAACUAAAAGGACUUUCUCGCUCUCUACAUGCUAGGCCGCGGUAGGACCCAGCUAGGACUUGCCCCCCACCACCCCAGCCCCCAACCUCACCUAUCCUCCUCCCCCCCUCCCCCCGCGUCCUGGGAAGAGACUCACCUAGAAGGACUCUCACCUGGGACCUCUUCACCCCCUCCCCCUUGCCCCUCUCCCUCCCCCCUUCCCUCCUGACCUACCCCCCCCCCCCUGCCUCAUCCCCUUUCAACCCCUUCGGAUCGAACCAGCCAAUUAGGACACUAAAGCAGGUUUCUUUGUGUCCCUGUCUAUUUACACUAUUAUUUUUCCUUCCCUUUUUUAUUCCUUGUAUUGUCUCUUUCCUCUCUUCUUUGAACAGAAAAGAAGGGGAAAGGGUUCAUAUUUCUUUUGUAUAUGGAGAAAACAAAAACAGAUCCUUUGCAUAUGACGAAACAACGAAUGUGUUGUUUAGAGAAGUGUUUAUUGGGGUGUCUGUCUAUGUAUGCUAUUUGAAUCUUUUCUUUGCUAAAAUAUACAUUUUAAAUAUCAGACACUGUUCAUUCUGUACAUAAACCUACCGCGAGUUAUACACAUGCAUAAUUAUAUAUAUACAUACAUAUAUAUACAUAUAUAUAUAUAUUUAUAUAUAUAUAUACACACAUACACAUAAAUAUAUACAUAUGCAUAUAUAUGUGUAUAUAUAUAUGUAUGUAUGUAUUUAUGUAUGUAUGUAUGUAUGUAUGUAUGUAUAUGCCUAAAUAUAUCUUGUGUCAUACCGAUAUCCAAAUGAUUAAAUACAAACAUAGGAAGCAAUAAAGCUCAUUGUAAAUUAACGAAGAUGUCAAAAUAACACACACCAAAAAAGGAACAACAUGAAGAAGAAGAAGCACAGUAAUAAAUAAACAAAAUCGUAUUUUCUUUUUACCUCUCUCUCUCUCUCUCUGUCUCUCUCUCUCUCUCUCUCUCUCUCUCUCUCUCUCUCUCUCUCUCUCUCUCUCUCUCUCUCUCUCUCUCUCUCUCUCUUCCUAGCAAAUGUUAUAGCCUUUCCUAAUGCUUUCCCUAAAUACUGGUGGUCACAAAAUAAGAACAAGAAACACAAAACACACAAAAGUAUAAAACAUUUGUUACUGAUAUCAAAACGUGUGUCUGAAAAUUGGUGGUUUCCAUAAAUUGUCCUGGUUUAUAUAUCUUGACGAGCGAAGGUCUUUUGAAAAAGGGAACGAGAAAUAGUUUGAUAGAAUUUGAUAAUUCAUUUUCCUUUUUUUCAGUAUACAUAUUCCAUAAAAUCUUGUAGAAACUGUGAUAAAACAAAAUCAGAACGGAGCGACUUCACAGAAAAUGGGACUCGAUCUUAUGAACGAUCUAAGAGAAUACGUUUAAUUCUUUAGUAAAUAUGUUUAUGUACAAUAUAGUUCAUAACAAAAAAAGUAUAUAAAUAGAUGAACAUAUAUAUAUAUAUAGAGCCAUCCUUCACUGUAUAUUCUCGUCAUGCUUUUCGAUAUGAUAAAAAUGAUGAUAAAAAGUUAAUAUUCAUGUAAUAAGUGUUUGUUAUAUGGGAUCAGAACAUAUAUGUGUAUUCAUGUAUGUCUCAAAUUGGAUUGUGUACAGAGCUGGUCGUGCUUACAUGUAGUGUCUAUAGAAAUAUACAUAAAACGAUGAA